This is a messenger RNA of Hyla sarda, 4681 nucleotides long. RefSeq lists its product as uncharacterized. The coding region runs from base 1373 to 1975 and encodes 200 amino acids. NCBI's taxonomy places the organism in Eukaryota, Metazoa, Chordata, Amphibia, Anura, Hylidae. The record is from RefSeq and is a predicted model, not a curated record. The transcript is spliced from 2 exons.
CUCAGUCUAAUCUGGGCUCUUCCAAGGAGACAGCUUGUGGGCUGUAGGGAAGAGACAGAGCCUGCUGAGGAGAACACAGCCCGAGCUAUGAGUAGCUCAAAGAGAGUGACAUGAAUUGUGAGUAGAAGGUUGCAGGGGACAUAUGUUUAACCGGCUGAGGGAAGCUCAGUGGUUGUUAGUCAGGACAAGCUGAUCUGUUUAGUCAGUGACCAGAUGGUCUAGGAUUUUGUUUGUUCCUGCUUUUUGUUUAUUUCUUUCCCUGCAACCUGUCUAAUAAAACUGGCAAGGUGCCAGAUUUGCAUUAUAAACGUUUGUUUGCUGGUUUAUUGAGAAGAAACGCAUCCUGUGGCGUGGUCCAGCACGAUCCCAGAGCUAAUCCCCAAGACGGAUCGUCACAUUUUGGUGGAGGAUGCGGGCACGCCGUUGCUAAGGGCAACCCAUUGCCAAGGGCAACCAACAGGCGAGUUGGAGAGGAGCUGUUGCUAGGAGCAACCCCCAGCAAGAUUGCAAGUCGGAGGAGCCCAGCAGAGAAGUUCAAGCACAGUUUGGUGUCUGUGGAGCAGCGUUGCUAGGGGCAACGGAUCGAGAAUUUUUUUUCAAGAAAAUGGUACAACCUCGAAAGGCCGUUGCUGGGAGCAACCGACGUGGGCCACAAGCUGUGGUCGCCAAGAUGAAGCCAAGGUCCCGUGAGUUGUCGGUGGGCGGAAUCCCACUGUGGGUGGACUUGGAUUGUUGCCAGACUGUAUCUCAGAUUAUGCCAGAAAUAAUUCCAUUUGUGAAGUCCCGCCCGGAGCCCGGUAAGACUGUUCAAAUCACCUUUGAUACAUGUUUUGGGACAGUAAGCCAUAUGAUGGAGGUAUGUGCGGAACUUACAGUGGAAAUUGUACUGGGCAGAGACUUUCCGUAUUUCUGGCAGCUGUGGGAUGCUGAGAGUGCACCUGAGAGUUCGCACACAAAGGUUCCGGAAGGAGUGAGGACUGGGGGGUCUCUACUGGACUGUGUGAAUGGUGCUGUAUAUUGUGAACCAAUGCAGGCUGAUAAUGUUUUUCUUGAAACAGCAUAGCAGAUGUAUGCUAAGCAUAGCAGAUGUAUGCUAAGGUCAGUAUGGUGGCUCAGUGGUUAGCACUGCUGCCUUGCAGUGCUUGGGACUUGGGUUCAAAGCCCACUAAGGACAACAAUAAAUAAAGUGUUAUUAUUUUUAUUAAAAUAAUGUCAGCAGAGAGAACUGUGCUCGUGAUGUCAUCUGGUUUUGCUGGGAGCGCAACUCUACGAGCAGGUGGCUGUGCUGGCGGACAAUGAACAAUUGAGGAAACAAUUGCUGUCUUCGGAAGAUACUGUCAGGGACUUGACAGAGUUACUUGACAGUGAGAGGAUGAAGUCCGCUAAGCUCCAGUGUAAGCUGCGAAAAUGUGAGAAAAAGGAAGAGGACCAGGAAGUCCUAAAAGAGAGCAGAGACCAAGAUAUGGCGGAAUUGGCUCAAGAAAGGCUUCUGGGGCCAAAGUUACAGGAUACAGUUAUGUUUUCUCUGAAUGCCAAAAAGUCCACUAAAGCGAAGAUUGAGGUGAAGUCCUGUAAGAAGUCCCCUGAAGCUAGGACAGAGCCGAAACCUGGUGGGAAAUCCUCUGAAGUGGAGACUAAGGAGAAGAGAGGUGGGAAAUCCUCUGAACCUGAGCGGACCAAAAAUUCUGAAGGUAAUGCUGAGGCAGAGAAAUCCUCUGAAGCAGAAGCUAAACCAGAGUCAACCUCAAAAGCUGUGAGUAAAGAGAAUGGCACAGCUGAAGCUACAGGUGAAGAAAAGAGUCAGCCUGAAGAAGCUGCAGUAGUAGAAGCUGAUUCUACACAAGAAUCUGAGGGAGCCAAAGACUCUGAAGCCAAACCUGAGAUAGCUGGUGCCCCUGAAGAGAAAGAAGGUUGCAGGGGACAUAUGUUUAACCAGCUGAGGGAAGCUCAGUGGUUGUUAGUCAGGACAAGCUGAUCUGUUUAGUCAGUGACCAGACAGUCUAGGAUUUUGUUUGUUCCUGCUUUUUGUUUAUUUCUUUCCCUGCAACCUGUCUAAUAAAACUGGCAAGGUGCCAGAUUUGCAUUAUAAACGUUUGUUUGUUGGUUUAUUGAGAAGAAACGCAUCCUGUGGCGUGGUCCAGGACGAUCCCAGAGCUAAUCCCCAAGACGGAUCAUCACAAUAUAUAUAUAUAUAUAUAUAUAUAUUUAUUUAUUUCCAAAAAGAUUUAUAACAUUCUGGUUUCAUUUUGCCAUUGCAGGGUAUCGAGUGCACAAUGAUGGGGGAAAACAUAAUUUUUUCACUAUGAUUAUGUUAGCACAGGUUGCCUUUGCUUUAAUGAAAAACGUUGUUCACACCAAGGUAAAUUCAGGAGAUAAAAACUUCUAACGCAUUUCACGCAAUGUACGCUUGAUCAUAGAUAUUCUAUGAUUAAGUAGUACCUAGCUUGUUAAAUUUUAUAAUCCUCCCUGUUCACUGCCCCAUCAUGAUAAAGGUGAUUUGUAAGCAAAGCUAUCGUGCUGGACAACUCUUUUUCCUGUACUUCUUGCUAAGCUUGAAUGCACGCCCGGGCAUGAACAUGCAUUCAAGGAAAGGGUCAGCUGUUAUCUUGGUCAAGUGUGUAUUUUAGCACAAAGUUUCAACAUAACAAAAUGUGAAAAAAGUAAAAGGGUCUGAAGACAAUGGGGUUGAUUUUGUGGGUUUUUUCCUGACAGUAUUAUUUCCUAAUUUUUACAACUAUUUCCCUAUGCUUUUUUACAACAGUUCUAAACAGUUGGGUUUUCUAAAGCUCAAAGCUACCACAUUUUAGGUGGAAACCUUAGUAAAUAUGUUGGGUACACAACCCUUUUGUCGAUCUCACGCCCCUUUGUCAGGGACACACCCCUUUCCUCCAACAACCAUGCACCUUUUUCAGGUUUUUAUAUUGGAAAAAUUGAGUUUUUUUUAGUUCUCUACCAUGAUAUUGCUCUAUAUUUUCUGCUCAGGCUCAGAUUCACAGGAUGUUCCCCAGCAGGCGUGACAUCAUCUGAAGCCACAUACAGAGAACUUCCUCCCUCACUCUACUACACACAGCCCAGAGCAGUUCAGUGUGUGAGACAUGGCAAUUUCAUUACAUGCAGCACUGGACAGAAGCUGAAAGCAAGCAGGAUUUGUAAGACGUUAUCCUCCAUAAGGUAUGUGUUUACUUGAUAUAUGUCUCAGUAUAUAAAGUAUAUUGCCCUACACAAUGUGAGCUUGUGAAUCAUAAUAACAUUUCCAAUCUCCGAAUCCAAGGUUAAGAAAAUGAAGUGGGGAGCAUCUAAUGAACGGAACAAGACAAAUCACGAGGAAAAGAAAGAUGUAGAAAAAUAAGUUAACUUUCCUAGCUAGAAAAAAAACACAAAACAAAACAUGAGAGGGAAAAAAUAAGUUAUCCCCAUCUAACAGCCAAAUUCCUACAUAACUCAAUCUGGACAUCUCAUCUGGUGUGAACUGCACUCAUUCCUAGUGUAAACCCCACCGCGCUCUGCAAUGAUAUACUGUAAUGUCACAUCGCAAUCUGGAUUUACUAUAAAGGGCUGUGACGAGUUUCAGAGCAGUAAACAUUGCAGCGAGGUGUAUUUCACACUGAGCUGGUUUUUAUGAAGAACACUUCACCGCCCGGCUCCGGCGGCCCCAAUGAUGAAUGGUGAAAGAUGCGUGACAAGCUUCAUCAUUGUUUGUAAAUCUUAACUGUUCCUGCUCACUAACUCUGCAGGCAAUUUUCAAAGACAGCGGCCGACAGAAGGACAGCAUAGCUCCCAUGAAGGUUAUUCCACUCGUGCCGGGCGUAUUUUCCUGACGAAAAGACAAUUGUGCAACACCUAAUUAUAGAGGGAUCCUAAAAUUAACCCUAACCUUACCAUUUAUCAAAGAGAAGUUAUCAUCCACCAUGGCAAGACGUAAGUCAGCAAUCGAUUUACCACAACCUAACCUGGACCCAAAAGGCAGUACUUUCUUAUUUUAACCCCUUAAGGACUCAGCCCAUUUUCAGCUUAAGGACUAAAACAAUCUUCAAUUUAGCAUUUUCGUUUUUUACUCCUCACCAUCUAAAAAACAUAAUAUUAAAUUUUGAAUCUACAGACCCAUAUAAGGGCUUGUUCUUUUGCGUCACCAAUUGUACUUUGUAAUGACAUUACUUAUAUUACAACAUAAUAUGCAGCGAAACCAAAAAAAAUUAUUUGUGGGGUGAAAUGAAGAAAAAAAGAUGCCAUUUUGCAACUUUUUAGGGCUUCCGGUUCUACGCAGUGCCCUUUUCGGUAAAAAUGACACAUUAUCUUUAUUAUGUUUGUCCAUACGGUUACAGGGAUACCGUAUUUAUGUAGGUUUUAUUUAUUUUACUACUUUAAAAAAAACUUAUAACUACAUGCACCAAAAUUAGUGUGUUUAAAAUUGUCAUCUUCUGACCCCCUAUAACUUUUUUAUUUUUGCGCGUAUGAGGCUAUUUGAGGGCUUAUUUUUGGAGCUGCGGUCUGUAGUUUUUGGCGGUACCAUUUUUGUUUUGAUGGGACUGUUUGAUCGCUUUUUAUUAAUAUUUUUAUGGAAUAUAAAGUGAACAAAAAUUCACUAUUUUGGAGUUUAGUAUUUUUCAUUACGUGUACGCCAUCGACCAUGCGGUUUAGCUAACCUUAUAUUUUAAUAGUUCGGACAUAUUACCACAUAUGA